CGAAGGACCCACUAACGGCGGCUCAUCGUCGGCUUCCCACAGUUUCAUGGAGACUAUUUAGUUUAUAUGAAACUUUAUCCGUCUGAAAUCAGAAUCAUCCUAACUAAGACGCCGUUCUAGGCCGAGCUAAGUGCUCUGUCUGCAGCCCCUGAAGAACCUUGUGGGGAAGCCAGAGAAAAGGAGCCAUGUUUCUGUACAACAUCACCCUGCAGCGUGCCACGGGCAUCACUCAUGCCAUCCAUGGAAACUUCUCAGGAACCAAGAUGCAGGAGAUUGUUGUUUCCAGGGGAAAAAUCUUGGAAUUAUUGCGGCCAGAUGCCAACACAGGAAAGGUGCACACUUUGCUCACAGUGGAGGUGUUUGGCAUCGUUAGAUCCCUGAUGGCCUUCAGACUAACUGGAGGAACCAAAGACUACAUUGUUGUUGGGAGUGACAGUGGUCGUAUUGUCAUCCUGGAAUAUCACCCAUCGAAAAACCAGUUUGAGAAGAUCCAUCAGGAAACAUUUGGGAAGAGUGGCUGCCGGCGCAUCGUCCCUGGACAGUUCCUGGCUGUCGACCCAAAAGGCAGAGCUGUUAUGAUAGGAGCUAUAGAGAAGCAGAAGCUGGUUUAUAUUCUGAACAGAGACGCAGCUGCCAGACUGACCAUCUCCUCUCCACUGGAAGCCCAUAAAGCAAACACACUGGUCUACCAUGUAGUGGGAGUCGAUGUCGGCUUUGAAAAUCCCAUGUUUGCCUGUCUGGAGAUGGACUAUGAGGAAGCUGACAAUGACCCGACAGGAGAGGCUGCCGCCAACACGCAGCAGACACUCACCUUUUACGAGCUGGAUCUCGGCUUGAAUCAUGUGGUGCGCAAGUACAGUGAAGCAUUAGAAGAGCAUGGAAAUUUCCUCAUCACCGUUCCUGGUGGUUCAGACGGGCCCAGUGGAGUUCUGAUCUGCUCUGAAAACUACAUCACUUACAAGAAUUUUGGAGACCAGCCCGACAUUCGCUGUCCCAUCCCACGACGCAGGAAUGACCUAGAUGACCCGGAGCGCGGCAUGAUAUUUGUUUGCUCAGCCACCCACAAGACAAAGUCCAUGUUCUUCUUCCUGGCCCAGACAGAGCAGGGAGACAUCUUUAAGGUUACCCUGGAAACAGAUGAAGAAAUGGUCACAGAAAUCAGGCUGAAAUACUUUGACACAAUCCCUGUGGCAACAGCCAUGUGUGUACUGAAGACCGGCUUCUUGUUUGUGUCUUCAGAGUUUGGAAACCAUUACCUUUACCAGAUUGCCCACUUGGGUGAUGAUGAUGAGGAGCCUGAGUUCUCCUCUGCGAUGCCACUGGAGGAGGGAGACACCUUCUUCUUUCAACCCCGCCCUCUCAAGAACCUGGUGCUGGUGGAUGAACAGGAGAACUUGUCACCCAUCAUGUCCUGCCAGAUUGCUGAUUUGGCCAAUGAAGAUACACCACAGUUGUACGUCGCCUGUGGACGAGGACCCCGGUCUACUCUGAGGGUCCUUAGACAUGGACUGGAGGUAUCAGAGAUGGCUGUGUCUGAGCUGCCCGGUAACCCCAACGCUGUGUGGACAGUACGCAGACAUGUGGACGAUGAGUUCGAUGCCUACAUCAUAGUGUCUUUCGUGAAUGCUACUCUGGUUCUGUCCAUCGGUGAGACUGUAGAGGAAGUGACAGACUCUGGAUUUCUGGGAACAACACCCACUCUCUCCUGCUCCCUGCUCGGUGAAGACGCCCUGGUGCAGGUGUACCCAGACGGUAUUCGCCACAUCCGAGCAGACAAGCGUGUGAAUGAGUGGAAGACUCCCGGUAAAAAGACCAUUGUCCGCUGUGCUGUGAACCAGCGACAGGUCGUUAUCGCACUCACUGGAGGAGAGCUGGUCUACUUUGAGAUGGACCCGUCGGGCCAGCUGAAUGAGUACACCGAGCGGAAGGAGAUGUCUGCAGAUGUGGUUUGUAUGAGCUUGGCCAAUGUUCCACCUGGUGAACAACGUUCGCGAUUCCUGGCCGUGGGACUUGUUGACAACACUGUCCGAAUCAUUUCCCUGGACCCUUCGGACUGCCUGCAGCCGCUGAGUAUGCAGGCUCUGCCCGCCCAGCCAGAGAGUCUCUGUAUUGUUGAGAUGGGAGGCGUCGAGAAACAGGAUGAACUUGGAGAAAAGGGAACCAUCGGCUUUCUCUACCUCAACAUAGGGCUUCAGAACGGUGUGCUGCUGAGGACUGUGCUGGACCCAGUGACUGGUGACCUGUCAGAUACCAGAACACGCUACCUGGGUUCACGACCUGUCAAACUCUUCAGAGUCAGGAUGCAGGGACAGGAAGCUGUGCUGGCAAUGUCCAGUCGCUCCUGGCUCAGCUACUCGUACCAGUCUCGCUUCCAUCUGACCCCUCUGUCAUAUGAGACCCUGGAGUAUGCCUCUGGCUUUGCCUCCGAGCAGUGCCCUGAAGGUAUCGUGGCCAUUUCCACCAACACACUGAGAAUCUUGGCUUUGGAGAAAUUAGGAGCUGUCUUCAACCAGGUGGCCUUUCCUCUGCAGUACACUCCCAGGAAAUUUGUCAUCCACCCUGAGACCAACAACCUGAUUUUGAUCGAGACUGACCACAAUGCCUACACCGAGGCAACCAAAGCUCAGAGAAAGCAACAAAUGGCUGAGGAGAUGGUGGAGGCUGCUGGUGAGGAUGAAAGAGAACUGGCUGCUGAAAUGGCUGCUGCUUUCCUCAAUGAGAAUCUCCCAGAAGCCAUUUUUGGCGCACCUAAAGCUGGAGCAGGACAGUGGGCCUCACUGGUGCGUCUUGUCAACCCCAUACAGGGUACAACACUGGACCAGGUGCAGCUAGAACAGAACGAAGCUGCAUUCAGCGUUGCAGUGUGUCGUUUCCCCAACACAGGAGAUGAUUGGUAUGUUCUGGUGGGCGUUGCCAGAGACAUGAUUCUCAACCCCAGAUCAGUGGGCGGUGGCUUUAUCUACACCUAUCGGCUCAUCAGCGGAGGGGAGAAACUGGAGUUUGUGCACAAGACCCCAGUCGAGGACGUGCCUUUGGCCAUUGCUCCGUUCCAGGGACGAGUCCUGGUGGGAGUUGGGAAACUUCUAAGAAUCUACGACUUGGGCAAGAAGAAGCUGCUUCGCAAGUGUGAAAACAAGCAUGUUCCCAACUUGGUGACUGGCAUCCAUACGAUAGGCCAGCGUGUGAUCGUCUCUGACGUGCAGGAGAGCCUGUUCUGGGUGCGCUACCGACGCAAUGAGAACCAGCUCAUCAUCUUUGCUGAUGACACAUAUCCUCGCUGGGUAACCACAGCCUGUCUGCUCGACUAUGACACCAUGGCCUCCGCUGACAAGUUUGGCAACAUCAGCAUUGUGCGUCUACCCCCCAACACCAGCGAUGAUGUGGAUGAAGACCCCACAGGGAACAAAGCUUUAUGGGACAGAGGCCUCCUUAAUGGGGCAUCACAGAAGGCUGAGGUGAUAAUGAACUACCACGUAGGAGAGACGGUGCUGUCCCUCCAGAAAACCACUCUGAUCCCCGGAGGUUCCGAGUCCAUGGUCUACACCACACUGUCUGGAGGCAUCGGCAUACUGGUUCCAUUCACCUCACACGAGGACCAUGACUUCUUCCAGCAUUUAGAGAUGCAUAUGCGCUCUGAGUUUCCUCCCCUGUGUGGCAGAGACCAUCUCAGUUUUAGAUCCUACUACUUCCCAGUCAAGAAUGUGAUUGACGGAGAUCUGUGUGAGCAGUUUAACAGUAUGGACCCUCACAAGCAGAAAAGUGUGGCUGAAGAGCUGGACAGAACGCCCCCUGAGGUCUCUAAGAAACUGGAGGACAUUCGCACUCGCUACGCCUUCUAAUCAUACAAAUUUAUGCAGCAGCAGUGGACAGAGACACACUCAUUAGGACCAUUACACACACAUCCUGCUCUGCCACAGUAUGCUCCUGUUAAGGACACAAAUGAGCAAACACGUAGGGGAUUGUUAGACGGUUGACUGUGGGCAUGCCUUAGGACAUGGAACAACAUCACAAGAUGUCACAAUCUUGUAAUUCCCGUACAUCGUUCCGUCAUUAUGCAACUCACACGCACCUCUUCCUUUCCGACGCAAAUACCUGUGUUUGAAACUACGUGUGUGAACAUUCAGUUUUGCCAUCACCCCACACGUACAUAUAUGCUGACUCAAUUACUGAGAAUUUUCUCAAGUUUUUCACACCUCCCCUGUGCUGAUGUCAGCAGAAACCAAACGCAGUUCAGCAACACCAUUACAUGGAAACAUGGCAGGAAGUCUCGGCCACUUCAGCUCUUUUACAUUGCUUAACUGUGUUGCCACAAUUACCUGCAUUCACACAUAGAGCUGUGUGAACAGCAUUCUCAAACAGACGACUGUCAUGAGCGUUAUUCACACACACACAAACACAAUUGUGUGAACAGAAUUCACACACAACCAAUUACGUGACAAGCAACUGUCCCACUGUCAUCUGCAGACCUAACAGUACAUACAUGCUGACCCCAUAUCAUCUGUGGGCAAGUGAAGCCAUUUUAUUUAAAGGCUUUUUAUCUCACGCCAAGCGGAGGAGUCUUGUUAUAUACACAGUGUAGAGACGAGUGUCACACUGCCUGGACAGAGGGCCGUUGAAAGCUGAGAAUACUUUUAGUGUCUGUAAAUUAAGGAGGUGUGUUUCAGUUGUGUCCUUAUUUUUGAUCUCAGCUAAUUGAAACAAAUGUGUUUUUGUAUGGUAUGAUUUUUUUAAACGUGUAUUGAUUAGAAUGACCUGUUAUGAUGCAUAUACCAUAGUCCAAGAUGGUAUUAUGAAAUCUUUGGUAGCCCUUUGCCCCACCUGUCUGUCCGUGACAUGUUGACCCCAGGCUCAUUCAAGCAUAUUGCUUACUUGCAAUUGGGAACCAAGCAGAAGCCAACGUCCAACCCAGUCGAAGCCUCAGGCCACACGGUUCAACAAUUGUUGCCAUACUGUGGCAUUAGACAACGGCUGAACUCAGACUAAAUAAGUGGGUGGAAGCACACUGAAGGUUUGCACUGGGUGUUGUUCUUCUCAGUCCUGUAAAUUCCCAACCUCAGCCACAGGCACAGACAUAGCAUUCCUCAGUAGUCACUGAAUUUAGGGGUUUGUGGGAUGGGGGCAGUGGUCUGUUUUUGUAAAUAAAGUUGUUGUUUUUUUUUUGUGUGCUUUAUAAUACUGUCUGUUUGUGUCAUUUCCUGCCACCGUGUGUGUGUGGAGAACCAUCACUCUGCCAAAGCAUUCAUGACUGAUUUGUCUCGAUCAUUAGCACAUCAGAUAUUAAGUUUUGUCAUUUUACGAUGACGUCAGCAUAGUAACAGUGCUCAUGCUGUGUUUUGAAUGAAAGUCAAAUUGCUUAAAUUUGAUGAAUUUGAGUUAGACCCUGCAGAUAAAACAGUCAUGGUAUUGUGCGCUAACUGGCUGGAGACACCAACUCUUCUAAAGUCGUGUUAAGGAGGACCUAAUAUGUUCAUUUUCAGGUUCAUACGUGUAUGUAAGGUUUCCACUAGGUAAUGGUAACAUGCUGUAAUGUUCCAAAACUAUUUACCUCAUACUGUCUGUGCUAGAACACCUGUAUUCACUCUCUGAGUCGUUCUGUUUAAGCACCCGUCUUUUAAACCCUCUCUCAAAAGUC
Molecule: messenger RNA, 5632 nt
Organism: Epinephelus lanceolatus (giant grouper)
Lineage: Eukaryota; Metazoa; Chordata; Actinopteri; Perciformes; Serranidae
Gene: sf3b3
Product: splicing factor 3b, subunit 3
Cellular component (GO): nucleus
Molecular function (GO): protein binding; nucleic acid binding
Source: RefSeq, a predicted model, not a curated record